This is a messenger RNA of Etheostoma cragini (Arkansas darter), 935 nucleotides long. Its product is annotated as mitotic apparatus protein p62-like. The record is from RefSeq and is a predicted model, not a curated record. Lineage: Eukaryota; Metazoa; Chordata; Actinopteri; Perciformes; Percidae. The coding region runs from base 318 to 935 and encodes 205 amino acids. The transcript has 3 exons.
CCUAGAUAUUCCUUCCCAUCCUCCUGCUCUUUCUUCAUUUCAGCAUUCCCUCUGAGUUGGGGGCAUGUCCAAUAUGGUUUAGAGCUGCUUUUGUCUGACUCACAACAGAAAAACCACAGCACAGCUUUGACUACAAGUGUUAAUAGUGAUGUAUCCUCUCGUGUAAACUCUCACAUCGACUGUUACUCAGAGUUUCUUUCCAUUUCAUAGCUUUGCCUUCACUUUCUGUGGAUUUGCAUCAUCCUCACUUCUUGAAGACCUAAAAGUUUUGGACUUCUCUCUCCAGCUUCAACCGCUCACACUGUAAACCUUCAACCAUGCAGAGGCCAAGGACAUGGAUCACGAUCAUUUGUCUGUGUGGCACAGCUUUAUGUGGACAAAGCCUGAAUUAUCUGCACAACACGGAUGCAUACUUGGAAACGUCUUCAGAGUCACCUGAAAUAGAAACAGCAGCCGUUCAUCCACCUGGAGUUGACACAGGUGUGACCCUGUUAGAUACAUAUGCUUUAAGCGGUACCCUCCCUGCGGAAGAGAGUGAGGAUGAGCUUCUCCAAAUAGAGGCAGAGGAGGAGAGUGAGCAUCCAGGAGUUGAUUUGAGGAAGCAGCAGGCAGGUAGAAGAAGGAGAGGUGCCUGGGGGAAGAGGAAGCACGCAGCUACAGUGGAGGCCACUGCGUAUCGAAUAGCCGGCUUGGGGCGACCCCUGAUGGGCUGGAGGAAGCGUGGGAGAGGUGAGGAGGAAACCAGUGCUUUAAUGGCUACACUCAAGGAGCUUCAUGCUGAAAAGCAGAGGCUGAUGGAUCAAGGGAAAGCAGAAGGGGAAGAAGAGGAGGAGGAGGAGGAGGAGGAGGACGACGACGACGAUGACGAUGAUGAUGAUGAUGAUGAUGAGGAUGAAGAGGAGGAAGAGGUUUGUGUUAAGUUUAGUGCUCAUUGA